Messenger RNA from Camelina sativa (false flax), 741 nucleotides. RefSeq lists its product as uncharacterized. Lineage: Eukaryota; Viridiplantae; Streptophyta; Magnoliopsida; Brassicales; Brassicaceae. The record is from RefSeq and is a predicted model, not a curated record.
AAAUCAUGAGCAUUGAGAACUUUCCCAAGUACAGCUCCAAAACGGUUUGAUAAAAUGAUGGUUCAGCAGAUGUGAAUUAAGGAUUAAUGAACCGAAAGAAAACCGGAGAUAACCAAGGAAUUGGAGACUCCAUGCAUGUUUGUUUAUUUGGGAGUCAGAAGAAGAAACGGGUGGCGGCAUUUUUUGAUCGAACAUCCUCUCUUAAGUCUCUCUCCGUCGAUGGCGUUCAUGAGUGACUCAGACGAGGAGGCGAUACUUAUCGCGAACAAGCAAUCUAAACUUCUCUUCGAGGAAGCCGGUCGUGAUAAGACGACUUUGAACUUGAACGGCGCUAGUGAAGAAGGCGCAGAUGCCACAAUUUUGCAUCAUCCAGCGGCGGAGGGGUCGAAGUCACAGCUCGAGAUUCAAGGCCAGCGACGACGAAGACUUCGUCGUUCAAACCGGCGGACGGCUUCCAAGCAUUCAAAACCGGCGAAGGCUAGCGAUGGAGAUGCCAAAUCACAGGAUAAGAUGACUCCUCCUACUUCGGAGGAGCUUAAAAUCGCGCACGAGGAACUAUUCAGCUUCCUGGAACCAAUAAUUUUGCGGCAGCAAGCAGCAGUGGCCAAGGCGUUUAAAUCAAAGGAUUCUUUUACCUUAGAGCUAGAGUAAACUAAUAACAAAUGACUGAACCCAAAAAAAAAAUCAUCUUUUUUAUGUUGACUUUGACUUGUUUGUUUGUUGUUGAAUGUUGAUGCUAAU